This is a messenger RNA of Anthostomella pinea, 3039 nucleotides long. The record is from the annotation of a GenBank genome assembly. Lineage: Eukaryota; Fungi; Ascomycota; Sordariomycetes; Xylariales; Xylariaceae.
AUGGACGCCUUGCUGGACCCUCCGCGGUCGAACAUGGCCUGCAACUCAGUGGAGGAUCUUCAAAACCACCUGCACAACAUUCUCGCGUCAAAAUCCUCCGACACACGCGCCGAGCACUCCUCCCUCACAUUUGAGCUACGCCAACAUACCACCUUCCAUCUCACUGAAGAGUCUGAUAAUGGAGGCGCCGAUGGGGUCGAUUUCGCUCAAUCCCAGCAGCUGCCGGUCUUGCGAACCGUAAUGGCAUCGGAAACCGUGCAGAACCAGCCCUCCGACGACCCAGUCCUCCAGAGAGCCGUCGCAAAACAUAUAGUCAGUGCGAUGGGAGCUGUGGAUGGCAGUUUGUGGACAGUCCGACAGGUGACUAGAGGCGCCCAAGGAUGGACACUCACGUACAUUUGCGAAGACUCUCUUCAGGCCUGGAACCGCGCAAAUGCGAAGAACGCCGAAAGACCAGUGAUCGGGGGCUACAGUGGAAAUGGGGGGUUGGAUCCGAUCAAUCUCUCGCGUCCCGCCUUCGACUGUCGCGGUACUCUAACAAUCGCCUUCUCCAAGUCGAGCCGAGGGGUGGUCGUCAAAUACGAACAUACACCACUUCACAAGUCCGUCACCCAGCUGGUUGAACGUCUGUUACCUAGCCUCCCGCCUCCGCCUGUCAGCAAUGGGAACACCUUCAGCCAACGUACGCCCAAGGCAAAACGACCACCGCCAGCCGAAGGCGAGGAGGGAAGUCGCAAAAAGCGAAGAAAGAAGGCAAAAGCGCCGAUGGAUGACGGAGCGCCCGAUACUCAGAGCGCUACUCAGGACAACACUGCCACUCAAGGGACAUCCCAAGAAGGCGUCCACCUGACUUCAAUAGUCAAUGUACCUCCUGCCGAGGCUGAGCGACGGCGAUUAGUCGCGAUCGAACUCCUUACUGGGAAGGACAUUGAACCAAGUACUCUGUCGGCGGAACAGUUUAACAUCUUCGCGAAUCAGGCGCCCAACUUGCAAACUGCAUCGCUCGAGAUGCUGGCCAAGUACGGGGCAGAGAGACUUAGGAUCGUCCAUCCGGACGACAACAACGCAUCGGGCUCCUCUACUCCUGCGCAAGCCCAGUCGGCGAAUGCUACACCUGCUAACGGGACAGCAUCAGCUGCGGCAUCAUCGGAGACGCCAACUAAGAAGAGGCGUAGCAAGAAAAAGAAGUCCGAGGGAGCUCCGGCUGAAGACGUCUCUAUUGGCGACGGUGCUGUGAUACCUCUUGAGCAGACUGGUGAGCUUGGUACGACCGAGUCAACCUUGAAGCCAAGAGUCAGAAAGACACGCGGCAGCUGUGAUACUUGCAAACAACGCAAGGUAAAGUCGGAAAAUGCAGCCGAAGCGGGUGGAGAAUCCGAUGGUGCAGGCGAAGCUGAACAGACUGAAGGGUCAGGUCAGCAUCAAGCACCGGUGCCGGUUGAGACACAGCCAGAGCCAGCUGUCGUUGCACCACCAUCACCAUCGCCACCACCACCCCGGCAGUCGCAGCCGCAGCCGCAGCCCCAAACCCAGCCCGAUCCCGACAACGAAGAGUUCAUUCCAGAUCCGAAUAUCUUGUCUGGCCCUACCGAGCAUCAUCAGGCUAUUGCUGCCCAAGCUGCCCAAGCUGCCUCCAACAAUUACUACCAACCGCAGAGCACCGGUCUCACCUUUCCAGCAGUGAACCAUCCGCAGCCAUCUGCUGGAAACACGUCGGUGCUUGGCUUGACUUCCCCACAGUCAGAGUCCCAUGGUGAUGUUUCGCAGUCGUCCGCUGGAUUUCCAUUUCCUGCCACGGCACACUCUUCUCAGCAGGCACAACAAUCACAACAAUCACAAGGCUUGACGUUUCCCACCACCACUGCGCCUUCUUCAAAUCAUAACCGGCAGGCCUCUGCCCCGUCAGGCAGGCGAAGUCUGCCCAGUGGCCAGAGUAAACAAACGCCAGUGCCUCCGCUUACAAUACCGGCCCAGGCGUCUAAUUGGAAUGCGUCGCCGUCAACGGGACACGCCACUGCCAGUGCCAUCUCGCCGACUAUGAAACAGGCGCAAGCCGCUAAGCGACCGAGAUCACGCAAAUCCGGCCCAGAAGCCACCCAACAGCCAUACGAAGGGAUGAAGCAGGCUACCGCCGUGUCGCAGCUAUCGCAGGCCCCAGCCCCGGCACCAAGCCAACAAUCAGUAGUCACCAGAUCUCCGUAUCAGAGUUCCGCGCGCGUAAAGUCACGGCAAGGGCGUAGGUCUCAGACUGGUACUCCCGUGUCUAAUGCUCCUCGUCAGCCUCCGCCAGCUCCGCAGAUAACUGCCCAUCAACCAGCUACUACUACUGCUUCAUAUAACACCCCGCCCACAGCCAGUGCUAUUCCGAACUACGAUCCGUACUCUCGUUACAACAGCGGUAGGACUAACAAUCAAUAUGCUGAGACCACGACCGAUCAUGGGUCAUCACGGAUUGCGUACGAACCCGGCUCGUACCAAACAAACCCGAACCCUACUACGACGGCAACCACGACUUACUCUGCCGCCCCAUCCUACGACUAUACCCAAAGGUCAUCGACCAAUUCUCUGUCUCAGGCUCUGAACCCAUCUGCGGAGUAUGGUAGUAGCACGAGCAGUCCCACCUCGAAUCAAUGGCCGACAUCUCAGACCCGGGGUGCUCAGUCUCAAAGCACCAGCUCGUACUCCAUGCCGUCGGCUCCCGCCCCGAAUUCUCAUGCUUACGAAACGAGAUCUUCUGAUACGCGAGCGUCGAAUCAGACGUCUUCCUACAACCAACCCCAAUCUCAACCAUACGGCUCAUACUCAUCCCAACAGCCCAAUCCAGCCCAGCCAUCUCAGCAGAAUUGGUAUGGCUUCACAGCUGCAAACAACAGCAGCAGCAAUAGCAGCAGCAAUAGCAACAACCAAGCCACUUAUGGCAGCAACAGGAGCAGCGGCUAUGGUGCCCCUAGACCUAAUGUGUCUGGGUACCCUACGUACGGUGGCUCGGACGAGCAAUCCAUCUACGAUCUGCUCAGAGCCAGUGGCUCCAAUAACUAG